GAAUCGCGGGAGCAGAGGGAAGCCAGGAGUGGGUCAGGGGCAGCACUUGGGCUCGUGUUGGUGCAGCAAACGGCAUGGGUGCUGGUGCUGUUGCACGUGGUAGUGGUGGUAGUGCUCGUGUUGGUGGUGCGGUGGAUGAGGCGGUGACGCGGGCGUGGGUGGGGGGGCUGCGAGUGCUAGUGGUUGACGACACGCCCGUCAACCUCCUCGUGGCCCGCCGCUCCCUCGCCCGCUGGGGUUCCAUUGUGACCACAGCUUCACGUGGGGAGGAGGCUAUUGACUUCAUUGCUGCUGGAGUGGCGGAGGGGAGAGGGCAGGAGGAGGGGAGAGGCGAACAUGCUGUUGGGGAGGAGGCGAGAGGAGAGCAGGAGGCAUGUGCAUCAUUGCAGCAUGGCUUCGACUUGGUUCUCAUGGACCUGCAGAUGCCGGGCAUGGACGGCUUUGCAGCAGCAGCAGCCAUACGAGCCCUUGAGAGGAGAGUGGAGUUUGAAUCAAUUUCACGGGCACGGCAAUCGCAGCAGCAUAGGCCGCAGCACACCCCUUCGGAUCUGCCCGUCCCACCCCUAGAAUUUGCGAACCCUGCUGCUGCUGCGGCAGCCGCCGCAGCCGCCGCCGCAGCCGCCGCCGCCGCCGCUGCUGCUUCUGCUGCAACUUCUGGUGCUGCUGGUGUUGCUGCUGCUUCUCCUGCUGCUGGGUGGCCCGUCUCCCUGCGGGUGCCCAUAGUGGCUCUGACGGCAGACGUGGAUCGCGGAGUGGUGCAGAGGUGUGCAGAGGGGGGGUUUGACGGUGUGCUGCAGAAGCCAGUGGAUGCCCACCUGCUCGCCGCCCACCUCUCCCACAUGCACUCCCAGAGAUCCCUCCUGCGGGUCGGGUCACACCCCGCUCUUGGUCAAGCUACGGACAGAUACGACUGA
Messenger RNA from Closterium sp. Naga37s-1, 914 nucleotides. Lineage: Eukaryota; Viridiplantae; Streptophyta; Zygnematophyceae; Desmidiales; Closteriaceae. The record is from the annotation of a GenBank genome assembly.